Molecule: messenger RNA, 396 nt
Organism: Leptosia nina
Lineage: Eukaryota; Metazoa; Arthropoda; Insecta; Lepidoptera; Pieridae
Source: the annotation of a GenBank genome assembly
AUGCCCUCGAAAAGCGUCUACACUGACCUGCCUCAACGAGGGGAAAGCUUGGGAUCGAUAAGUCUCAGACGGUCGCAGCGGACCCGUCAUCCAGCUGAUGGCAUUGCGCCGGCAUAUCAACAGCUCACCGGAAUGGCUCAAGAGCGUGCGUGCCUCACUCGACGCACCGUGGCAGCCCUCGGUCGCAGCUCGCGGGCUCCGUACGCGGGCCUCGCAUCGGAUCGGGUCAGUGAACCCGCCCGCCCCCUAUCGGGUUGCCGAACUUUAAUCGUGACCGCGAUCCGACGCUCCCGACGCGACCGACGACGUCCCUAUGAAAAAUUAAUUAGCGACCCGCCUCUCGCCGGUGCCGUUCUGGCCGCCGUCGACGGAUUUUUCAUCGGCGCAUCGUCAUAG